AACGUCGUGUUAGGUAGUCGCUCUUCAGUGUUGUCAUUUCAAAACAUGCCCAUCAUGUUCAAAGCAGAUCAUUUUUUCUGAUUGUUGGUUUCCGUCACGAUGGGCAGCGUUUGUAGAGAAGUCAUCACUCUGCAGUUGGGACACUAUUCAAACUUUGUUGGGACUCACUGGUGGAAUUUACAGGAUGCGUCUUUAUCGUAUGAUCCAGAGACGCCACCCGGUGACAUCCAGAGCGACGUUGUGUUUCGUGAAGGACAGACUCUGGCCGGACAUGUCACCCACACACCUCGCCUCAUUGCCAUGGAUCUCAAAGGAAGUCUUCGGACUCUACGGCUGCAGGGAAGCCUGUAUGACGCUGGUAAAGACACCUCUGCUGUCACAUGGGGGGGAAGCCUCACGAUGCACGAAGAAAGUCCUCCUGUGAAGAACCCCUUUCUUGAAGAUCUGGACAAGUUGGAUAAAGGGGAAAUCCUGGAUGAAGCAGAUAUUUUAUCUAGUGCCCAGCCUUGGCACUCAGCAGCUGGAUUGAGAGUGGAUACUGUGAACAGACAGCUGGCUAAAGUCCAAAAGGGCUACAGGCUGGAGGGCAGCGUGAAGGUGUGGUCGGACUUCCUCAGGAUCCACCUGCACCCUCGCACCAUCUCUGUCAUCCACCAGUACAACCAUGAUGGGGAGGCUCAUCGUCUGGAGGCUUUUGGCCAGGGAGAGGCUCUCCUGCAGGGGUCAGUGCUUGAGGAGCUGGAGGACAAACUACACUUCUUUGUAGAGGAAUGUGAUUACCUUCAGGGUUUCCAGGUUUUGUGUGACCUGGCUGAUGGCUUUGCAGGCCUGGGGUCAAAGGUCACAGAGAUGCUACAGGACUCUUAUGGCGGAAGAGGCAUCCUAACCUGGGGGUUAGUGCCUGUCAGUCACCCAGAUUCAACGCCGAUGAAGGACCUCUACCACCAAUUAAAUUGCGCAUUAGGGACAGUCCACUUGGCCAGUAACAGCUCUUUCUUCUGCCCGUUGACCCUGCGUGGUGGACUUGGCAGACGACCCUCCUCCCCCACAGCAUUCCCCCACCUAACUUAUGAUCCCUCACUGUGGUACCACUCCAGCUCUGUCCUGGCAUUGGCCCUGGACGCCCUCACUUCGCCUUACAGGCUGAGGAACAACAGCGUCCCCAUGUGGCAGGUGGCAGAUUCGCUGGCUGUGUCUGGGAGAAAGGUGGUGGCUGCUUAUGGUGCCCUCCCCUUUCCCAUGAUGCAUGGCAGCUCUCUCCCUGACGCCCUGAGUGCCUGCACAGAUGCGUUGCCCUGGAAACCCCUAUCCGCUUGCUCUGAACCUAACGAUGGCCGAUGCUACGGCCAGUGGACAACACUCAAAGGCUUUGAGGGCCAAAGACUAAUCAGCUCUCUGGCUCCAGGGACACAGCCACCCACCCCCCUGCACAGCCUCCACAGUGGGGAAGACGUCCUGGCCUCCUACAUCAGAUCUUUCUAUCCUACAGCUCCUCUGGCUCUGCAGUUGGUGUCUACUCCCAGUAAACUGACGCCACCUUUCCCUCAGAUAUUCAGUCAGUCCCUCAGUGUUGAAGGUUUCCUGCAGAGCCAGCCUCCCCUGCCUGGCUCUUCACCCACUGUGGUCUCUUCUGCACCCAUCAUGACUUCCCUCCAGUCUGCGCCAGCACUUUGCCCGUGGCUGUCGGAGCUGCAUCGUGGUGCCAGCGCUUUCGACAUCCGCCGUGUGGCCUCCAGCUUCCUCUCCCAGGGUCCCGAAAUAACAGACUACCAGGAGGCCCUGGAGCAGCUGCGCCUACUAGCCCGCUGUUACCGAAACAACAGUGACGGAGUGAUGUUCUCCUCCUCCUCAGAGGAUGAUGAAGACUGACACUGACCAUCUUAAGGUCCAUGAUCUGGACAGACUGCUAACCCUAGUAACAUCAGCCUGCAUGCGCGACACACACACAGAGCAGAAGAGGAGCUGUGCCUCUGGUUUGGGACCAGAACAGAAUUACAUGGUAACAGAAAGACAGAUACAUACAAAUUAAUUGGUUUAGACCUCUGAAAGAGAUGUGUACUGUUUAGAAAGAUGAAGAAUGUAGCAUCAUGAGACGACUAGACUGUAUCAAAUCCUCAAAUGACUGUUCAUUUGUAAUUGUUUUUAUAAGUGUACACUAUAAAGUGACCAUUUGUGUUGAUGGAACACUUGUGUGCACAGGCACUUGAAAGAGUAAAUAACAGAUGUUGACACAGUGUACUUCAAACCAGAGUUCUCAAUCCUGCUGGAAGCUGCUUAUCUCAUUUGUAACCAGCAGCCACAAAAAUAAUUAGUCUUCUAUUAAACAAUUUAAAGCCA
This is a messenger RNA of Micropterus dolomieu (smallmouth bass), 2337 nucleotides long. It is a transcript of the gene msto1, whose product is annotated as misato mitochondrial distribution and morphology regulator 1. Gene Ontology annotation, cellular component: cytoplasm. Gene Ontology annotation, biological process: mitochondrion distribution. The record is from RefSeq and is a predicted model, not a curated record. The transcript is spliced from 14 exons. Lineage: Eukaryota; Metazoa; Chordata; Actinopteri; Centrarchiformes; Centrarchidae. The coding region runs from base 100 to 1869 and encodes 589 amino acids.